AAACCUAGGGAGAAGAUGGCGGAAGACGCUAUACUCGGAUUUCUUGAAAAGAACGAGGAGAUUUCAGAUUCUUUUAAAUUUGCCGAACAACAUGGGUUCCUCCACGAGGAGAUUGUCAAUGUUAUCCGCAGCCUCAAUGGUUUUAGAUUUGUUGAUGCUCAGGAUAUUAGGAGAGAGAGAUGGGUGCUUACUGAAGAGGGGAAAACCUAUGCUUCCGUAGGUUCUCCAGAAUUUCAGCUUUUCUCAGCAGUACCACCAGAAGGAAUUGCGCGGGAGGAGUUGCAGAAAAAGUUGGAUCCUGCAGUUUAUAAGAUUGGUUGCCAGCAAGCUAUAAAGAACAAGUGGGUGGAGAUGGCAAAGACUCAAGUUUCAAGGAAGGUCCAACAUGCUGAUGAUAAAGUUAAAGGUUCACUCUUGAGGAUACAAAAUGGCGAGGCUGUCAAUCAGGAGGAUAUUGAUGCUCUAAAGCGCCGAAAGCUAAUUAGUCAGCAGGUUUGGAAAGGAAACUCAGUGAGAAAAGGUCCUAACUAUGCUCCUAAAAGGAAAAGAGCCGCAACUGAUCUCACUCGUGAAAACCUACAGAGGGGUGACUGGAAGGAAUUGGAAUUUAAAGAGUAUAACUUUAGUGCAAAAGGUCAGCCAGUUGAAGGUGGCCAUCUUCAUCCAUUGCUCAAGGUUAGGCGGCAGAUACAAAUGAUUUUUCUUAAUAUGGGGUUUGAGGAGAUGCCAACAAAUAACUAUGUCGAAAGCAGUUUUUGGAACUUCGAUGCACUCUUCCAGCCACAACAGCACCCUGCCCGUGAUUCCCAUGAUACAUUCUUUUUGAAAGUCCCUUCCACUACAAAGAUGCUGCCAGAAGAGUAUGUUGAGCGGGUAAAACAAGUUCAUGAAUCUGGUGGUUACCAGUCUAGGGGAUAUGGGUAUGAUUGGAAAAGAGAGGAAGCAAACAAGAAUCUUUUGCGGACACACACUACUGCUGUUUCGUCAAGAAUGUUGUGUGCAUUAGCUCAGAAGCCCUUUGCCCCCAAGAAAUACUAUUCUAUUGAUCGUGUUUUCAGAAAUGAAGCAGUUGAUCGGACACAUCUUGCUGAAUUUCACCAGAUAGAAGGCUUAAUAUGUGAUCGUGGACUUACUCUUGGUGACCUGAUUGGUGUUCUUCAUGACUUCUUUGCUCGUCUAGGAAUGUCCAAGCUUCGGUUUAAACCUGCAUAUAAUCCUUAUACUGAGCCCAGCAUGGAAAUUUUCAGCUACCAUGAAGGCUUAAAGAAAUGGGUGGAAGUUGGGAAUUCUGGUAUGUUUAGGCCUGAAAUGCUGCUUCCUAUGGGGCUGCCAGAAGAUGUUCGGGUUAUUGCCUGGGGCCUUUCCCUUGAGAGGCCCACCAUGAUUCUCUACGGGAUUGACAAUAUCAGAGAUCUUUUUGGUCCUAAGGUGGAUAUAGGUCUCAUCAAAAGAAAUCCAAUAUGCCGGCUUGGGCUUUAGUAACACAAAUCAUUCUUGAAUUGCGGCUCCAUUCUAUGACAUAUGUCAGAUAUUCUUGAUGGUAUUGAGAUAAAUUUUUCUGCAGGGGCAGCUAGUUGAUACCUUUUCUUUACGUAGUGGGAAAAUUCUCGCUGGUAAUUAUUGUAGGUGUUUGAUUUAUCUAUCUACUUACACAGGAGAUUGUUGAUACAAAUGUGAAGAUUAAUUUUCGAAUUGAUGGGAGCUGUGUUCGAUUUGAUGCUAUAACUGGAUUUCGGCUCAUUUAAUCCCUUUACAGUACUUUUGAAUAUCU
Molecule: messenger RNA, 1771 nt
Organism: Nicotiana attenuata
Lineage: Eukaryota; Viridiplantae; Streptophyta; Magnoliopsida; Solanales; Solanaceae
Product: phenylalanine--tRNA ligase alpha subunit, cytoplasmic-like
Exons: 18
Coding region: 16-1479 (487 amino acids)
Biological process (GO): phenylalanyl-tRNA aminoacylation
Cellular component (GO): phenylalanine-tRNA ligase complex; cytoplasm; cytosol
Molecular function (GO): tRNA binding; phenylalanine-tRNA ligase activity; ATP binding
Source: RefSeq, a predicted model, not a curated record